CCAGUGCCUUCUAGACGGCGCGCCUCUGCAGACGUGAACAUCAUUCGUGGUCGAAAGUCAUUUUCAAAAUUAUGCAAUAGUGCGCAACCCGAAAAAGUUGCAAAUAAUUCAAUACACAAAUAAAUGAGAACGCAAAAGAACUCGAAACAGAAACAGAAACAAAAAUAACAGUCCGUGGAAAAAGAACAUAAACAAUAUCUCACCUCAAAGGUGCGAAAAAAUGGCGCAUUGGUCGAGUGUGAAUAACCGGGCUGAAGGCACAACCCUAAGCAGAGUCCCGAAGCAAUUAUGAAAUUAAUAGCCAACUAAAUUGGCUAAAUGAAAAUCAUUGAACAGCAUUGAACUUAGUGAGAGCGAAAGCUAGUGGCUAGUGACAAAUUGGCGAAUUGGACGACCUUGCUGUUAGCAGAUCACUGAACUUCCCGCUGCUUCCGAUUUCGGUUUCGAUUUGGCUCUCAUGCUUUUGGCCAUGAAGCACGAGAAACUGCCCACCAUGGCUGCCCAGCACAAACAGCGAAAUCCCCAAUUAUCGGAGACCGUGCAGCGCAGUCCCAUCACCAAGGCCUUUGACUUUCUACCUUGGUCCCGGAACCGCAGCAAGGUCAACACGGCCAAAGCCCAGAGUCAGAAUCAGCAGCCUGAACAGCAGCAGACCCCAUCCGGCUCGGCGGAUAAGGCCUCGGAGGUGCACUACCAUCGAAACAUCUUUCGCAGUGGCGGCGGCCUCAUCCGGGACAUCCUGGUGGGCGAGAAGCAGCUCCAGCUAAAGGACAAGCCGCCACAAUCGCCUGUUCCUUCGCAGAAGAAGAAGAUGAAGCACAUCUCCCGGAACAAGAGCCUGGACAUCCGGGAGCUCAUCAGUUGUGUGGACCGGGAGAUAGCCCCCUUGGCCGGUGGAGCUGGGGGAGCAGUUGUGCCCCAGCCUGCCAGAUUCCUUGACGACACCUACAUCGACCAUAAGCCCAAGCACAUACUCUUCAACGAUGACGAGAACACGGUGUACAUCAUAAAGAAGGAGCAGCCGGUGGCCAAGGCGAGUCACAAGUCAUCCACCCCGGCUCCAAGCCAGAACGGCGAUGUCCUGAAGGCCCGCUUGAAGUUCAAGCGACUCCCGGGCGAUCAUUACGAGGCCUCGCCAGAGGCUCUCCGUCGGGCCCACCUACUCCACCAGCGCUCCGAGCAGCGACAUCAGCUGCAACGCCGCAAGAGUCUCAGCGACCAGCAGAGCAGCUCCAGUCUGAGCAGCGGCGGUGGCGGCACCGGCAACGGAAAUGGAAGCAUUAUGCUCGAAAGGCCAAAAACCGACAAGCCACGCAAGAAGCUAUCCUUUCGGGAGCCCAUCAUAGCCGGCGACCAAAUCUUGCCGCUAAUUUUAACCGAACAGCGGCAGGCGAGGCAGAGGCGUCGCAGCUCCCCCCUGGAACGCACCCGGGGAGGCGUGGCCGCGGCAGGCAUCGGGGACUGUGAUAAUUUAUGCAAUAAUCGCACAAAGGAUGCAAUUUCCUGCGGCUGUGCGUCAAGCGAUCCCGAGUCUCAGGCCAUGCGCAUCGUUCGCACCGUCGGACAAGCCUUUGAAGUGUGCCACAAAUUUAAUCUUCAUAAGAAUUCCCUGGAACCCAAUGACGAGCGCUCCGACAUCUCGUCCUCGGAGCUCCUGGACGUGGAGCAAGUCAGCGAGCAGCAGCUCAGCGAAGACGGCGAGCGAGGAGGUGCCGGCGACAACGAGACGCCAAAGAAAGAGCACUUGGCCAUAUCGCCCGAUUUGAAUCGCACGCAGCCGCAACGUCCGAGCCACUUGGAGCUAAUGCCGUCGCACUCGAAUCUACGCAAAUCGAACAGCCUUCUGUGCGAUGUGGAUGACAAGUCCCUAGGAUCCCCCUCUUCGCCGCGCACUGAGAUUACCCAACUGAAGGACCAGCUGGAGGCCCAGGCCCUCCAAACGCGUCAGGCCCUAGGCCAGUUGAUGUUGGUGCGGGAGCAGCUCAUCUCGGAGACCAAUGCGCGCAUUGAGGCGCAGGCGCGCACCCAGCAGUUGCUGCAGCAGAACCGGGAGCUGCUCGAGCAUUUGGCCUCCUUGGGAGCCUACAACGAGCAGCAGAGUGCCGGCCUGACAUCGGCCAAUAUUGGCAUGGCCCCCCAGCUCUCCUCGACGGCGAAAGUGGCGCGCUGGUUCCAACAACUGCCCUGGCACACCGCCUCCCUAUCCCGGCCGGAGAGCGGCUUCGUUUCCGGUGACUCCCGUUCGGAGAAGUACCAAGAGGAUCAUUUCUAUGGUGUCAGCGGCGGCGGAGGCAUCGCCGGCAAGGAGACGGAUGAUUUAUGCGACGAAUUUCUUUUGGUGGAGGGCAGUAGCACCAUUUGGACAAAGCUGAGCGCCAAAAAGCGUCGUAAAUUGCUCGGCAUGCGUCUGGGCAAAGUGACAACGUUCUGAGUUCGGCAACUUAGGACUGGCGGACUUGUCCGUCCUCGAAUUUCCGUAAUGUGUGCGUUUAUUAGCUGUUAAGUGAGUUUUUAGCAUAGCCCUAAGUAAAGCGUUUGAUAAAUAGGCCUACAGUCCUAAGACCAACCAAUAGACUAAAGGACCAAAUUAACCCCAAACCGAAACGAAAUGAAACGAAACGAAAGGACAUGCUCAUUGAGAUGCCAUGCAACAGGCACGCGAGUAGACAUAAGUCAAUUAGUGGGCAUAAAACUUGAGCUCAAUGUGUAUUUAAGUAUUAACUAAAUGAAAGUAUUUGGCCAGCACUCAUGGUGCCUUUUGGCUGGCUCCUUGUAGCCAAUUCAUUAAGCGAACAAACCACGCACAUUAAUCAUACGCCACGUAGCACCAGGUAAGCAAGCACACACACACACUCACUCUCGGCCAGAAGCCAAAAGAGCAUUUACUGCUGAACUUGACCAACUUUUCGGGUAUAAGAAAAACUGGUUAUUAAGCUUAGCAAACAACACCAAGUGGCGCAGCAGCCAAAAAAAUAAGAGAAAACAAAAAGGAAAACCCCGGAAAAGCUCCUGAAGGGAAACUGAAGCUCCUGCUUUAUGCAACCUAGGACCAAAAAAAAAACAAGAUCAAAUGUUUGUUAUUCAUAAAUUUUGUGCCAGCACCACCGUUUUUAUGCAUAAAUCGAUUCUACUUUUACGCUUGGCAGUCCCUUCCACUUAUGGCUGCCUUUAGGAUGGAGUUUUUCCUUCUUCUAUUCCGUUCGAGGGGGUAACUCUAUAAAUUUAAGUCAGCUGCUGUGGAAAAUGCAAACCAUGCUUGCGGCAUACGUGGCGUAUAAGCGAUUUACUCGAAAUUUAUGGGGAUUCGUUAGCUAUAAAAUAAGAAACGAAGGGGUUCACCAAGAAGUAAGUAAGUAAAAAGUAGAUAGGUAGAUAGGAACAAUAGUUAACCAGCAUCAAAGGUCGGAAUGUACUGCAUCUUUGAAAGGUUAAGGUAGGGUCUAGUAAAGCCAGAUAUAUAUUUUAAGGUUAGUUGAAUAUGCAGAGAGACAUCUGUGAAAUACUGUGACAAUCACCGGGAUAAAGACAAAUUUGCAAUUCAAAUUUUCAAGGGGUUUAUCUACUUAUGUAGUAUAUAGGAUCCAAAUGGGUUUCAAUCAUCAUCAAAGUGAGGGAAGUUUUUAUUGCAUUAUUUGGCAGAUUUUCCGUUUAUUGCCCGACAUCACAAUAAAAUGACGAUUAUCCUAACGAUUUUAUGACAUUCUCCAUUUAGGUACGAAAUUUUAUAGAACAUGCAUACAAAUUAAGAUACGUAAAUGGUUUUAGUUAAUUUAUGCAAACAAUUUUUUUGAGACUGAAACUGAAAUUUGUACUAAGCAUAAACCAGAAACCGCACACACGCACAUGCCCAUAAAAAAGCAAAAAGCACUUGCUUUUGAAAAAGAUAAAGUUUUUUAUAAGCUACUUAGGCACUAGCAUAACCCGUAGUUAAAUUAAUAUUAGUUGCUCUGGUUCAACGCAAUAGAAUAAAGUGAAAAUAAUAAAAAUUAAA
Drosophila bipectinata is the source of this 3991-nucleotide messenger RNA. Its product is annotated as capon-like protein. The record is from RefSeq and is a predicted model, not a curated record. Lineage: Eukaryota; Metazoa; Arthropoda; Insecta; Diptera; Drosophilidae. Gene Ontology annotation, molecular function: nitric-oxide synthase binding.